Messenger RNA from Botrytis porri, 3478 nucleotides. RefSeq lists its product as uncharacterized. The record is from RefSeq and is a predicted model, not a curated record. The coding region runs from base 992 to 3166 and encodes 724 amino acids. The transcript has 2 exons. Lineage: Eukaryota; Fungi; Ascomycota; Leotiomycetes; Helotiales; Sclerotiniaceae.
AUCAUCAUCAUCAUCAUCAUCAUCAUCAUCAUCAUUACUAUUAUCAUUAUCAUUUCGCCAUUGCUGUUUGGGGAUUCUGGACCUUGAAUCUUCUUCACAGUUAUUACUUUUUUGCACUUCAGAGAAUUCACUUCAAUCUCGACUCCUACACUUUCUAUCACCACUUCUCCAAUUCAUUCCAUCUCAAAAGUAGGCCUCAGAGUAUCUCACCCAUCCACCAGAUCUAUCAAUCCAACACUUUCCAUUAUACACCCACCAGCUUUGCUUAUUCUUCACUCUUUCUUUGCUUGCUUGCUUCCUUCCUUCCUUCCUUCCUGAUCGAGAAACGAAUUCCUUACAGAGUACGAACCCAUCAAAUCCAUCUCUUCCCUCCCCCUCACCAAAAGAAGAGCCAAAACAAAAUAUCUUUUUUCAUUUGAGAAUAAACUCGACCGACAGCUUCUACAGCAGCAGCAACACACACUCAUUACAAUCCAAUACCGGUACAUCAACAUCAACAAUAAUAUCAAUUUCAUUUUCACUACCUCCAUUACCACCUUUACGACGAAUUCCAUUCAUUACAAUUGUUAGUUUCUAAAAUAAAAUAAAAGCAUUAUCUAUCUCCUAGCUUUUGUUACUCUCGUUCAUUAAAUCGAUCAAUCAAUCAAUCAGUCAGUCAAUCGAGCUUUCAAAAAGCUCUUGUUUUACUCCAAUUCAAGCCAAUUCACUUCUCAAUUCAAUUCGACGUCGAUCAAUCAUAAGAUUCGCAUUUAAAUCAAUUUCCAUUCCUUCCUUACUUCCUUCGAAACAAGCCUCAAAAACCGAUACGCCAUAAAUACAUCACAUAACAUAAUCAGGGGGGGCAGGUAUCAUCUCAUCUUUUCGAAACGGUAAAAUCAUCAUACCGCCUCCACCUCCUCCUCCACUUCAUCCCAGCUUUCAAUUCAAUACCGCCAAAAUAGCUACAUUACGAGAAAACCAGUACCCUCAAAUUCCAUCUUUUGAAGAUGCGAUGAUCUAUUCAAACGAUGCGGGUUAUCCAACAUCAAUGCCUGGUUCACCUCCCGAGUUAUCGGGAUCCAAAUCCUCGAAAUCCUCCUCAUUCCAUUCCUCUUACCAAUCCGACAACGAUGAGAUUCUUUCCGACGUCAAUCAUUUCGAAGAAAUUGGACUCGACGAUGAAUCAAGAAUUGACUCGGACGUUGGGGAAUUCGCCGUUAAAAUGUCGACAAAUCCAUACUCUUCAACAUUCACAACGGACCUGCGAAGUCAAGCAAAGCAACAACGACAACAACGAAGUCCCAUGUCUGCUACACAAGGAAAUACUAGAAUUCCAAGAGAUUUGACAUCAACGACAAAAAUUCGUCUGGGUUAUCCAACAUUGAGGUCACAGAUAAGAAAUGCGGCAUCGGAUGGCUUGGCAAUUGUGCCUGUACCCAGUUCGUCAGCAAAAACUAGAAGAGGAUUGAGUAGUCCCAGUGCACCUGUAUUACCGACUACACUUACACGACAGCGAAGUUUGAGCCCAAAUAUUGGCGCGAGUCCACGGAGUAGUAUUUCCGGAGCUUCCGUGAAAGGAAGAAGAGGAAGUUGGGUUUCGAAUCGAGAACGAAAGACUAUACAAGAGUUAGAAAAGGAAUGUGAUGAGGAUGAUGGAGAUGAUGUACCUGAUGAAUGUCUUUUGGAGAAUGUGCCAAUAUCGCCGCGGCCUCCACAAGAACGAGCAAGUGCUGCACCAUCAGCAUCGACGAGUCCUGAGAGACCAGCAAAGGAGAAAAUAAAGCCACUUGGGAAUGGAACCUCUGCCAAACCGGCAGAACAGGGAGAACUUAGAUCACCAAGAGCAAUCAUGACACGAGGAAUGACGACGGGACAAUUUUCAACUAAUCAUUUUAAUUCUAAUAAACCUCGGGCAAAGAGUUGGAACGAAGCUUUGUCAGAUUUGAGUGAAGAAGCAAAGGCUUUGACAGAAGCUUUAGAGGCACAUGCGGAGGAUGAAGAGAGAAGGGAUUCCGAUUCUCAUAAUUACCAACGUUCAGCCAAGCCAACAAGAGUGAAAUCAUCAUUCGCCGAAUUACCUCCAUUGCGAAGGACCGAACUUAUGAUUGAUCCGUUACCUAUAUCAAAGGAGAAGGAAGCCGUUCUCUCGAGAACUAGACCAUCAUGGCUUCCACCGAAGGAUCCAGCUGAGGAAAGGCGACAUCUCAAAGAAUAUCAAAAGAUGAUGGCAUCAGCAGAGAAAGUGGAACGUCAGAGAGAAUCCGAAAAACGUAGUAAAUCAACUUGUAGAGAUGAUACAGCAAGUUCUUUGUUACGGAUUUGGGAAGAACAUGUCUUACCCAAUUGGGAUGAUGUGAUAAGACAACGAAGAACGAGAGAAUUAUGGUGGAGAGGUAUAGCACCAAGAAGUCGUGGAGCCGUAUGGCUAAGAGCGAUUGGAAAUCCUUUGGGCCUAUCGGACUCAUCAUAUACUGCUGCUCUCCGAAGAGCUCAAGCUUUAGAAACGACAAUUAAGAGCGGUUCUCAAUUAAAUGCAGAAGAAGAAAGGAAGAAAGGCUGGCUUGAACGGAUUGAGAGAGAUGUCAAGGAGACAUAUCCUGAAUUACGAAUAUUUCAACCCGAGGGUCCUUUGCAUGUGGCAUUAAUGGAUGUUCUCAAAGCUUAUGCCAUGUACAGGAGUGAUGUGGGUUACGUGCAUGGAACAAGUACAAUUGCAGCUAUACUUCUUCUCAACCUUCCCGAUCCUUCCUCGUCUUUUCAAGCUCUCUCAAAUAUUCUCAAUCGACCUCUUCCUCUCUCCUUCCAUACCAAUGACUCCGGCGCCAUUUCUCGUGUUUAUGACCUCUUCCUCACCACUCUAUCACAGAAGUUUCCACGUCUUCAUUCUCAUCUCACAUCAGAAGAAUUAAACUUCAAUCCAGAUGUUUAUCUUCGUGAAACAUUUGUAUCACUAUUCACGAGUUCGAUAUCCUUUGAUAAUGCGAGUAGAUUAUGGGAUGUAACAGUUUUUGAAGGCGAUUCAGUAUUGGUUAGAGCGGCCGUGGCACUUUUUGGAUCUUUGGAAAGUAAACUUCAUGGUGUUAGUAAGGAUGAAGAAAUUUUGGUCGUUCUUCAAGAGGGGAUUGGUGCUGAGGGAAUGGGAGAAGAGGAUUGGAUUGCGGCUGUUAGAGGCGCUGGGAAGUCGUAAGAUUAUUUGUAGAUGGAUGGAUGGAUUGAUGGGCAUAAGGAGUUUGGAGCAAGUUGAAUGGGAAUGAAAAGGAAUUGCGAGGAAAAGAUGGAUGAAUGAGUGGAAUGUACAGUACCAGUCUAGUCGUCCUACAUACAAUUUCGUGUAGGUGUACAGUAGUUUAGAUGGGGAAGCGAUGAUUAAUCGAUCGAUCGACAGAUCAAUUAAUCAAUCAAUCAAUCAAUAAAGGAUUUUAUGUUACUGUUUUUGAUGAGGUGAAUGAUUUAAUUCUAUCAUGAAAAAUGUAGUGUGUAUGUGUUUGAUACGGUAGAG